Messenger RNA from Lemur catta (Ring-tailed lemur), 5622 nucleotides. It is a transcript of the gene HK2, whose product is annotated as hexokinase 2. Gene Ontology annotation, cellular component: mitochondrion; cytosol. The coding region runs from base 465 to 3218 and encodes 917 amino acids. The record is from RefSeq and is a predicted model, not a curated record. The transcript has 18 exons. Lineage: Eukaryota; Metazoa; Chordata; Mammalia; Primates; Lemuridae. Gene Ontology annotation, molecular function: fructokinase activity; ATP binding; glucokinase activity. Gene Ontology annotation, biological process: intracellular glucose homeostasis; glucose 6-phosphate metabolic process; glycolytic process.
AAUAAGCCACAUUGUUGCACCAAACUCCAGCGCAGGAGUCCCGGGCCGCCGCUAGCAACGCUGUGUCACCCAGCUAAGAAGAUCUGCCGGCCGGAGCAUCGCGCGUGGGCGCUCCAGAGGUCCGACCGCCCUAGUGGAGCCAGGCUGCGAUUCUUCUCAAGUUGAGCCUUAGUGAUCCCGUGGCUGAAGUUAGCGUCUUGACGUGGGACAACCGGACACGUCGCCGGUAGUGAUACUUAGGAGCCUUCUAGCAGUUGUGACUCCAAAAACCUGUCUCUAGAGAUUCGAGACCCUCUCCAGCCGGGCGCGCCGUCGCCGUUAGCCUUCUUUGUGUGCCGCCCGGACUCUCGGCUCCCGGCCCGGCCGCCAAGCGCGGAUACAAAGCGGUCGCACCGUGCCGCCCGCCUCCCCCGCACACACUCCAGCCUCCGUUUCCCAACUCGGCGCCGUCGGGCCGCGACAAGAUGAUCGCCUCGCAUCUGCUCGCCUACUUCUUCACGGAGCUCAACCAUGACCAAGUGCAGAAGGUUGACCAGUAUCUCUACCACAUGCGUCUCUCUGAUGAGACUCUUCUGGAGAUCUCCAAGCGGUUCCGCAGGGAGAUGGAGAAAGGGCUCGGGGCCACCACCCACCCCACUGCAUCAGUGAAAAUGCUGCCCACCUUUGUGAGGUCUACUCCAGACGGGACAGAACAUGGAGAGUUUCUGGCUCUGGACCUUGGAGGGACCAAUUUCCGUGUGCUUUGGGUGAAAGUGACAGACAAUGGGCUCCAGAAGGUCGAGAUGGAGAACCAGAUCUAUGCCAUCCCUGAGGACAUCAUGCGGGGCAGCGGCACCCAGCUAUUUGACCACAUUGCCGAAUGCCUGGCUAACUUCAUGGAGAAGCUGCAGAUCAAAGAGAAGAAGCUCCCGUUGGGUUUCACCUUCUCGUUCCCCUGCCACCAGACGAAACUAGACGAGAGUUUCCUGGUCUCCUGGACAAAGGGGUUCAAGUCCAGUGGAGUGGAAGGCAGAGACGUCGUGGCUCUGAUCCGCAAGGCCAUUCAGCGGAGAGGGGACUUUGAUAUUGACAUCGUGGCCGUGGUGAACGACACUGUUGGGACCAUGAUGACCUGUGGUUAUGAUGACCACAACUGUGAAAUUGGUCUCAUUGUGGGCACAGGCAGCAACGCCUGCUACAUGGAGGAGAUGCGCCACAUCGACAUGGUGGAGGGUGACGAGGGGCGCAUGUGCAUCAACAUGGAGUGGGGGGCCUUUGGGGACGACGGCGCGCUCAACGACAUCCGCACCGAGUUUGACCGGGAGAUCGACAUGGGCUCGCUGAACCCUGGGAAGCAGCUGUUUGAGAAGAUGAUCAGUGGGAUGUACAUGGGGGAGCUGGUGCGGCUCAUCCUGGUGAAGAUGGCCAGGGAGGAGCUGCUCUUCGGCGGGAAGCUCAGCCCGGAACUCCUCACCACGGGCCGCUUCGAGACCAAGGACAUUUCAGAUAUCGAAGGGGAGAAAGAUGGCAUCCGGAAGGCCCGUGAGGUCCUGGUGCGGCUGGGCCUGGACCCGACGCAGGAGGACUGCGUGGCCACUCACCGCAUCUGCCAGAUCGUGUCCACGCGCUCAGCCAGCCUGUGCGCGGCCACCCUGGCCGCCGUGCUGCGGCGCAUCAAGGAGAACAAGAGCGAGGAUCGGCUGCGCUCCACCAUCGGGGUCGACGGCUCCGUCUACAAGAAGCACCCCCAUUUUGCCAAGCGUCUUCACAAGGCUGUGCGGCGGCUGGUGCCUGACUGCGAUGUCCGCUUCCUCCGCUCCGAGGAUGGCAGCGGCAAGGGUGCAGCCAUGGUGACAGCAGUGGCUUACCGGUUAGCCGACCAGCACCGAGCCCGCCAAAAGACCCUAGAGCCUCUGAAGCUGAGCCGUGAGCAGCUCCUGGAGGUCAAGAGGAGGAUGAAGCUAGAAAUGGAGCGAGGUCUGAGCAAAGAGACGCACGCCAUUGCCCCUGUCAAGAUGCUGCCCACCUAUGUGUGUGCCACCCCUGAUGGCACAGAGAAAGGGGACUUCCUGGCCUUGGACCUUGGAGGAACCAAUUUCCGGGUCCUGCUGGUGCGCGUGCGGAACGGGAAGUGGGGUGGAGUGGAGAUGCACAACAAGAUCUACUCCAUCCCGCAGGAGGUCAUGCAUGGCACUGGGGACGAGCUGUUCGACCACAUCGUCCAGUGCAUCGCCGACUUCCUUGAGUACAUGGGCAUGAAGGGUGUGUCCCUGCCGCUGGGUUUCACCUUCUCCUUCCCUUGCCAGCAGAACAGCCUGGACGAGAGUAUCCUCCUCAAGUGGACAAAAGGCUUCAAGGCAUCUGGCUGCGAGGGCGAGGACGUGGUCACCCUGCUGAAGGAAGCCAUCCACCGGCGAGAGGAGUUUGACCUGGAUGUGGUUGCUGUGGUGAAUGACACGGUCGGGACCAUGAUGACCUGUGGCUACGAAGACCCUCACUGUGAAGUGGGCCUCAUCGUUGGCACGGGCAGCAACGCCUGCUACAUGGAGGAGAUGCGCAACGUGGAGCUGGUGGAAGGAGAGGAGGGGCGGAUGUGCGUCAACAUGGAGUGGGGGGCCUUCGGGGACAACGGCUGCCUCGACGACUUCCGCACGGAAUUUGAUGUGGCCGUGGACGAACUUUCCCUCAACCCCAGCAAGCAGAGGUUCGAGAAGAUGAUCAGUGGAAUGUAUCUGGGCGAGAUUGUCCGGAACAUCCUAAUAGACUUCACCAAACGUGGGCUCCUCUUCCGAGGUCGCAUCUCAGAGCGGCUCAAGACAAGGGGAAUCUUUGAAACCAAGUUCCUGUCUCAGAUCGAGAGCGACUGCCUGGCCCUGCUGCAGGUCCGAGCCAUCCUGCAGCACCUGGGCCUUGAGAGCACCUGCGACGACAGUAUCAUCGUCAAGGAGGUGUGCACCGUGGUGGCGCGGCGGGCAGCCCAGCUCUGUGGCGCAGGCAUGGCUGCCGUGGUGGACAAGAUACGAGAAAACCGUGGGCUGGACACUCUCAAAGUGACAGUGGGUGUGGAUGGGACCCUCUACAAGCUCCAUCCUCAUUUUGCUAAAGUCAUGCACGAGACAGUGAAGGACCUGGCUCCGAAAUGUGAUGUGUCCUUCCUGGAGUCAGAGGAUGGCAGUGGGAAGGGGGCAGCUCUCAUCACUGCCGUGGCCUGCCGCAUCCGUGAUGCUGGACAGCGAUAGAACCUCUGAAAUCGGAAGGGACUUCCUCUGGCUCCCCCUCCUUCCUGUUUUAAAUUACAAGGUGUCAUCCCCUUGUGUCAGAGACAGAUCCCUUGGCUUUUCCUUGGCAGAGAGGACCCCAUCAGGCUGGGUUUUUUUCCUCUGCCUAUACUCACUGUAGAAUUUGGUGCCUGAACCUUGGCUUUCCAAGAUAAACACAGUUUGAAGUAAGGAUUUGUUCACAAUGGUCACAACCAUUCCCAUUGUUUCUCUUAAAACUUAAGAAUGUUAACCCUUAAUAAUUAAUUCCCCUGUCCAAAUUCCAUGUCCCUGUAUAAUUCUACAGGAUGGGGACAUUAAUGAAGAUACGGUUGCUUCACUUUGGAGCCUGAACAUGACAUUUCUAGGCGUCGAGCAUCCUCCAGCACAGAUGUUGACACUGAUUCUCCCAUCAGAGAUCUGGGAGGUCUCUACAACACGAGCCUCAUUCUCCUGCAGACAGAUUGUGGGGGUGUGCAUGGAGGGGACCAUGGAUAUCCAUGUGGCAGCCCCUCUUCAAUCUCAUCUACCAGCAUUUGCCCUGUGGAUUCUAGCAUCGCUGUUUCUGGAAUCAAGGAAUCCUGCAUCUGGGCACUGAAACCAAAGCCAAGAGUCGGCACAUCCUGCAAGUGGGCUCGUGGCCGCAUCUCACUGUGGAUGCACGAAUCAUCCAUGAGCAAUGGACCUUUGGGAGAGGGGGAGCUUUUUGAUUUGUUUUUAAAAUUUUCCCUGCAAAAGCAGAAACACUGUAUUUUCAUUUUAAUUUAUAUUUGAAAUUUAUUUAGUUUAUGAAGUAGGUCUGCUCCUUUAUCUUGACAUGUAAUGGUCAGUUGUACGUAAUGUAUUUAUAUGUUAAUUUGUUAUGUAAAUAGAUAUGCAGAUCUUGUCUGAAUUGGCCUCAUUAGUACAUCAGUGUAGUUUAAGGGUGGAAGGUGAAGAUACUGACUAGUUACUAGAAAUACCUCAUUCACCUGUGGGAAGAGAAGAGAAGCCUCUUCAGGGUGAGUGAUGGCAAAGUGGUUGCUUUCUGGCUCCUCCUUCCUCAGUCUUGGAAACGUGAGGAAGGCAGGGACAGAGACAGAGGCUGGGCCUAUGGGCUGAAGAAACCACAGUGACUGGCUGCUCUGUCUAGAGACUUUCCUGGGGCAAUAUUACAUGGGAUGUUAACCAAAGGAAACCAAAAGAAUCAUUUCAAAUAGACUCAUUGCUUAGAAAUCUUUAUUCUUAGGGCAGUCAGUAGUAUUUUAAAGCUUUGUUACAACAUAAAGGAAACCACCAAAAAAAAUUUUUUAAAGUUUUUUCUAAACAUUGACAACAAACCAAAACAGAGUAAGUAAACAACCAAACAAAAAAAACCUCAGGGAUGACGUGUUUGGUGUAUUUGUGCCCUCCUAGCAAGUUUCACAUUGGGUUUGUUUUGUAAAUGCUUUAUAAGAAUUGUUGUCUAUGCGCUUCCCUAGGCUGAGCUGGCAUUGGUCUGCUGACCUGUUUUUGUGGUUUUUAUACACAGUAUUUAUUUUAAACUAUUGGGAGGGGUGGGAGUGGUGUAAAACUUUCCUACCCUACUUUUCAAGAGUGCAGUUAAUUCUGAAUCUGAAAGCCCAGUUCUGCCCUGGAAUACGCACAACCAUAGACAUUAAACUUGGAUACUAUGUGGUAAAGAGGAAAUGGCCUUGUAACACUAGUAAAUUAGAUACAAGGAUCAAAACAGAAAGAUGGAAAAAAAACUCAUGACUGAAUUGCACCCAGUUUUUGCACAUUUAUCAAACUUGUGCUGAGAACAGUGUCUAUGUGAUUUUUGAACAAGAUUAGGUAUAAAUAGGUGAAAACUGCCCAGAUCCCUUGAGAAGCACAGAGGGCAGAGGGGCUGGUCCUUCUUGUUUGUUCCAGUCUCCCUUUGCAGUCUGGUGUAGCUCCUCUGCCUCUCCCACGUGCACUAAUUGAUGCAAACUGUGGGUGACUCCUGGGGGCUUUCAUGUAGAUUUGUGGAUCCCUAAAGGACUCCCACAAAAUAGGGAUGGAUUUUAACUUAAAUUUUAAACUUGAAGAUUAGGUACUAUCUAUGAAAUUACACAUUUUGUUUUUAAAGGUAGAGAUGUAUGGGUAGCUACUAAAGAUGUGUUGUUGGUUUCCAAAAAGGAGCACUGGAAAAUGCAUUUCGAAUGUUUGUGUUCCCAGAAUUAGGCUGGCAGUCCCUUGAUGACGCUGCUUUGCUUGGUGUAAAUACAGUGGAUCUCAACCUUUGGGGUGUGCUGAAUAGCAGAUCAUCUCAAAUCCUUGAGCACUCAGUCUAGUGAAGAUGUUGUCAUUAUGUACAAUAAAUACCUAGUUUAAUUAACUAUGUGAUGUUAACUAUUAUUAAUAAAUUUUAACAUUUUCCAAAAUA